Mizuhopecten yessoensis (Yesso scallop) is the source of this 2097-nucleotide messenger RNA. RefSeq lists its product as uncharacterized. The transcript is spliced from 6 exons. The record is from RefSeq and is a predicted model, not a curated record. Gene Ontology annotation, molecular function: aralkylamine N-acetyltransferase activity. NCBI's taxonomy places the organism in Eukaryota, Metazoa, Mollusca, Bivalvia, Pectinida, Pectinidae. Bases 171 to 665 code for a protein of 164 amino acids. Gene Ontology annotation, cellular component: cytoplasm.
UGCCAACCUCGCUACCAGACCAAUCGAUACGUAUGGAUCGAGGUUGACGACUCUCCACGUAUGUAUUGCACACCUGUGAUUAUUCAAGACAUUUGACAGUAUGAAGCUGGUGAGAACAGAAUGUCAGCCUUACUCAUAGUGUUAUUAAUAAGUUCACGGAUUAUUGUGAGAUGCACUCAAAGGACAUACAAAUACGACCUCUACGAGAAGAUGAAGUUGGACUUGCAUACGAGAUAGAAAAAGAAGGUUUCCCUCAAGAUGAGGCGGCUACAUUUGACACGAUGAUGUACCGACAUAGCGAGGCUCCCGAACUCACCGUCGGCUACUUCGACAAAGGGGAACUUGUCGGUUAUGUGUCUGGGACCCGUUUCCAUGAGCCAAACCUUACUCAUGCUGCCAUGAAUAUGCACAUUCCCAAUGGAGAAAGUGUAUGUAUCCACUCUGUUUGUGUGGCGGAGCUCCGGAGAAGACAGGGAAUUGCCUCGAGAUUACUUGAUUGGUACACCGAUGCCAUGAAGACAACGGAAACUGAUGUAAAACGUAUCUUACUGAUUGCCCACUCUAAGCUGAUACCUCUCUACACACGGGCUGGCUUUACCUUCAAGUGCAAGUCUAACAUAGUCCAUGGUAAGGAAACUUGGUACGAGAUGGAAAUGCUUGUAUGAUAUACAAGAUAUUACGUCAGGUGGAAAUGCUUGCUCAAAUGAAAUAUUCUUCGUCUGAACCCGGAAACGAAGUACUCACGACAAUGCUUUCUUUAUUAAACACCUUUAUUGAGAGCGGAUCAGCAUUACUAAAGACCCUGUCAUCUACAUACUAAAGACAUAAAACAAUACGUGUCAAGAUAUUGUAACACGUUUAUUUUGACUUUAGGUUUUUUUUGCCUUUUUUCAUUGAAAUAUUUUUAACAAAAUCGAAUAAAAAUCCCGGCUUUAAACGGGAAUACAUCUACCCAUUUACAGUUAUAAAUUACAUAUUAACGCAGCAUGUAUGUAUAGAACGCUUCACAAGUGUACAAAACCAGAUUUAAGAAUGAUAUGUCCGCAUCGGUAUUUUGUGGAAGCAAAAUUCAGGUAGAUUAUUAUAAAUAUCACUUUCUAUUUAAAGUAAUUCAGAGAGUGCUCCAGGCACCAGUUGUUAUGAGUAAAUGUAUUUUUGUGUCAUGUAGAAAGAAACUUUAACGUAUGAAUUCCUCGGUAAGCAUAGUGCGAGAAAAAACGAUGUACGGUUGGGUCUGUCUAACUGACAGUGAUGUACUUGUGAAUUUGAAAUAUGACAGCUGUACGAUUCGAGAGAUUGGGUGACACAGAGUUAAAUGGAAGUUCUACGACUUCGUGUCUGUGAUAUAAGUGCUUGAUAGUCAGUGUUAUUCGAUUAUAUUUUAUCAGUAUUGUCAUUUGCAUAUUUUGUUUGUAUAACUUGUUCACAUCUUACUGUUUUGCGUGGGCGGACAGUUACAUAUCUUAACCGUAUUACUGAUGGAGGGCUGCAUGGAUGUAGACCUCAGUUUUUUAAGGAAUAUUUUUAAGCUGUACUUUUCUACUAGCUUAUCUCCCCCUAGUUUGAAGCUUAGGACAUCCAAGUAUAAUUCAAAUAUAAGAGUCUAUUUUGACUGAAUAGUUCAAAAUAUAUCGAGACGGGGGCCAGUUUGAAGUGAAGGUCUUAAUUGCUUUGUGAGCAGUGAGAUGUCUUGAUUUCUUGACCAUAUUGGAACACAUUUCUUGUGUGAGCGGUUAUAUGUUGUAAUUAUAUUUGUGUGAGCUACUAUCUGUCUUAACUGUACAUGUGCGCGAGGUUAAAAUUUCAUUAAUACCAGCUGUUAGAUACAUUUACUUGUCUUGAUACUAUAUGCUGGAUGCGUGAAUCGACUUAAUAUAAGGUAUUAUUGUUUUAACUGGUACGUCUCCAGGUAAAUUAUAGCUGUGUUUGUCCAUUAAAUACAUUGGCUGCGUUAAUGUAAUGCGAAUUCCUUUACCGAAUUAUAUAUGUAUCAUACCUUAAAUCAAACUCUUACGCAUAUCUCGAUUGAGGAUCAUUGUAUUUGUAUUUCACAAUUAUUACAUCGCAAUAACUAUUGUAAUAAAUAUGUAUAUUUAC